This is a messenger RNA of Pneumocystis murina B123, 1818 nucleotides long. RefSeq lists its product as hypothetical. NCBI's taxonomy places the organism in Eukaryota, Fungi, Ascomycota, Pneumocystomycetes, Pneumocystales, Pneumocystaceae. The transcript has a single exon. Bases 59 to 1813 code for a protein of 584 amino acids. The record is from RefSeq and is a predicted model, not a curated record.
AAAAAUAAAAAUUAAUAGUUAUCAUUUUUUUUGGAAUUAUUUCACUUUACAGAAAAAUAUGUUCUAUUGGGAUACUAAAAAAUAUAAUAAUAAAGAUAAUACUGAAGAAAAUCAUUCUUAUGAAUCAAAUAAAAGCCUUUCACAUUCCAAAUUAUUAAGUCAAACUCCAAAAACACCAUCAGCAACAAAUUGGGUUCUUCAGGCAUUUAGAGACCAUUUUUUUUACGUAAUUUAUUCAGGAAAAAAAACAUAUCUUAAAGAAAAUAACAAUACUCUUUGCAAAGAUCAAUUUAAUUCUUCUAUAAAAACUGAUUUCAUUACUAAAACAAGGCCUAUUGACACAUUAAAGACAAUUGACAAUAAAAAAAGCGAUAUAGAAAAAAUAGAGCAUACUAGUGUCGAUAAAAAAGAAUGCAAGGAAAAUAUUCAAAUUUCUGACAUCAAAACCCCAAAAAGGCAAAAUAGUAUACUUAGACCUCCAGGAACAAAUGGCACACGUAAAACUGUUUCUUUUUAUGAUGUUUAUGAGCAUGAUAAUGGCACAUACGACUCGGAAGAAAAUAAAACAUAUUUUUUUCGAAAAUUUCCAGGAAAAUUUCCUAGUCCAUAUUUAUCCAAAUCAAAAAACUUUGAAGCAGAUAAAACAUGUGCAAAUACUAUUUUUUCCAGUGAUUUUAAAGCUAUUGCAUCAAAUUCCAAAAAGUCUCCAACAAAUAUACUUUAUCAACAAAUUAACUCUAUUACUCAAAAUAAUCAGAAACUAAGACUUUUAAUUUCAGAAAUCUCCGAAGAAACAAGCAUUUUUCAUGAUCAUUUGGAAAACAAUACAUCUAAAUUCAAUAUUACAGAUAAUAUAAAAGAUCAUCUAUCAUCUGGUAAAUACUGGAAAACUAAAUUUGAAACGUUAAAUAUUCUUAAAAAAAAUCUUGAAAACGAAAAUCAAUUCUGGAAAUCUAAAUGUUUUCAUUUAGAAAAACAACUACAAAAAUUAUCUAAAAUAGAUUUAAUGCAUUCUAAAAAAAAUGAUGUUGGAAAUGAUCUAUUUAUAAAAGAGUCUAGAAGAGAGAGUUUGUCAGGAAAUAGCUUUCCUGAAAAUAUAUUAGAAAAUAUCAAAAACGAUUUAAUUGAUGAUAUAGGGGAUAUCAAAAUACAAACAAUCGAAAAACCAAAUAUUCAUCUUGUAACUCAAAAUUCAGAUAAAAACAUUCAAAUAGAAAACUCAGAAAAAGAAUUUUGCAAUCUUAAAACAUCUUUAAACAAUGCAUGCUAUUUAUUUAAAAAUAAUGACAAUAAACAUCCGAAAGUUAAUAUAAAUAUGAAUCAUCGUGAAAUAAAUAAAAAUAAAAAAUCAAUGAAAGAACUUAAUACAAAGAACGAUUUUUCAAAUUAUCAGAAAAAAUGUAAAGAUCCUGAUACUAUUAUAUUUAAUUGUGAUACUUCUGAUAAAAAAAUAAAAAAUAAAAAAACCAUUAAUCAAAAUUUUACAGAAUUAUCUACUAAAAAAGGAGAUAGUAGGAAUGACAAUUCAGACACUUUUAAAAAGGAUAUUUUAGAUAAAAAUUCUAACUUUUCAAAAUCUAUCACCAAUAACACAUAUCAUUUUAAAAAUUCUCAACAACUUCAGGAAAUAAUUAAUGAAAUUCCAGAAAACUUGCAAUAUCCAACAAAACCAUUUUCUAAUGUUCUUGAUCCAAUAUCUAGAAAAGCAGCUGCUGCAAAACGAUUAGAGGAGCGUCGAAAAAAUAAGGACAAAGUAGAUAAAAUUAAACAAAAUAAUUUAGAGAAAGAAAAUAUUAAUCAUUUUUCUACAUAAACACA